CCCUGCUCCCUCGACCCUCUCUCUCUCUAUCAUAUAUACUCUUCUUCAGGCUCGUUAGCUCACGAGAUCUAUAACCCCAUCCAUUCAUGUAGGCUGCAACAGACCACUGUCACCAAUAUUUUCCAUGGCCUCGUCCUCACAUCUCAUCACACCAGGGAGCGGAGGAGGUGGGCAAGGUCAUGGCGACGAGCAGGAUCAGCAGGCACCUUCGCCGGAGGAAGCCGGCGCCGGCGAGCAGCUAGUGAUGCCAGAGGACGGGUACCAGUGGAAGAAGUACGGCCAGAAGUUCAUCAAGAACAUCCAGAAAAUCAGGAGUUACUUCCGGUGCCGGGACAAGAGGUGCUGCGCCAAGAAGAAGGUGGAGUGGCACCCGGGCGACCCAAGCCUCCGAAUCGUCUACGACGGCGCGCACCAGCACGGCUCACCGUCGUCGACCGGCGGCCAGAGGGAAGGCGACGGCGAAGGCGUCGGCAACCGGUACGAGCUCAGCGCCCAGUACUUCGGUGGGGCCCCCGCGCAGUGAUUUUCUGAAAACUACUGGCCGGCCGUCCAAAUAUCUGACUGGCGCCGCCGGUGGCACCAUCAGUGGCGUGGCGGUGCCAGAGCGCCGCUGGAACCUGAUGUUGGGUGGCAGAUUAUCUGCGGUCAACGUUGUUACACAUCUACUAAGUUCAGCGGUCGCACUAGUAAGACUAGUAGUAGCAGCUCCAGAUUUCCAGUACGAUUCUGUUGUUGUACUCUCCGGUACCUGAGGCUGUGAACGCAUGGGCAUUGAUUAGUAGUAACACCUGAGGCUGUCAUGCGAAAUGUAGUACACGUAUGUAUCGUUGACUCUUCAAAACUUUUGUUUGUUCUCCCUGAACCUCAUGGCGCCGCGCCCCCCAGCUGGGUGGUGGCUUUUAGAGAAGA
Molecule: messenger RNA, 909 nt
Organism: Lolium rigidum
Lineage: Eukaryota; Viridiplantae; Streptophyta; Magnoliopsida; Poales; Poaceae
Product: WRKY transcription factor WRKY24-like
Exons: 3
Coding region: 125-523 (132 amino acids)
Biological process (GO): regulation of DNA-templated transcription
Molecular function (GO): DNA-binding transcription factor activity; sequence-specific DNA binding
Source: RefSeq, a predicted model, not a curated record